Molecule: messenger RNA, 1280 nt
Organism: Sphaeramia orbicularis (orbiculate cardinalfish)
Lineage: Eukaryota; Metazoa; Chordata; Actinopteri; Kurtiformes; Apogonidae
Product: early growth response protein 2b-like
Exons: 2
Coding region: 1-1251 (416 amino acids)
Biological process (GO): regulation of transcription by RNA polymerase II
Molecular function (GO): DNA-binding transcription factor activity, RNA polymerase II-specific; RNA polymerase II cis-regulatory region sequence-specific DNA binding
Source: RefSeq, a predicted model, not a curated record
AUGACAGCUAAACUAGUGGAUGAAGUUUCUGCUUCUCUCAGUGGUAUUGUAGACAGUAUUCCUAAAGAUGUGUACCCGGCGGAGGUGGGGCCGGUGGUGUUUAAAGAGGAGCCCGUGGGUGAGGAUGAGUAUGAAGGGAAACCGGAUAAGAACCAGUGCGGUGGUCUCCUGUUCGAGCAGAAGAGCGCACCUGAGCUGCCUCUGCACGCAGACCUGACGCACUACGUGGCAACUUUACGCACGCACCCUGUGGCGUUCACCGGUAAGUUCUGUGUGGACUCCAGGGGUCCAGGAGGGCCGUGGACACCAGGGGACGCCAUCAACGUGGUCAGCGCUGACAUCGCAGACCCGGGUCCGGCCACAGGAUCCGGAUCCCCCCCGGUAUCACCUGAGAUUUACGCAGGAGCUGGUGGAGGAGACGCGGAGGACGCGGGGAGCGGUGCCAUGGCGCACGGACAGCCAGACAUCAGCCACAUGUACGCGCCCACUCACAGCCACCCACACCCACACCCACACCCACACCCACACCCCCACCCGGCCCCUUCCUACUCUUGCAGUGGAGACAUGUACCAGGACCAGUCCGGAGGGGGGUACCUGGCCACCUCCACCUGCGCCAUGUCCUACCACACCCCCCAGACCUACAACUCUGCGCCCAAACCGACCGUGGACGGGGCCGCGCUGCUCUCCAUCAUGCCGGAGUACGGGGGCUUCUACCCGCAGGGCCAGAGGGAGAUCCAAACGGCCUUCCCGGAGCGGAAAUCCCUCCCGUACCCGUUGGACUCCCUCCGGGUCCCGCCGCCCCUCACGCCCCUCAACACUAUCAGAAACUUUACACUCGGCGCCCCCUCCCCGUCGGCCGACGGCCCCAUGGCGGCCGCCUUCCCCGGCCACCAGAACCUCCCCCUCAGGCCCAUCCUGCGACCCAGGAAGUACCCGAACCGACCCAGCAAAACCCCGGUCCACCAGAGGCCGUACCCGUGCCCGGCGGAGAGCUGCGACCGCCGGUUCUCCCGUUCGGACGAGCUGAGCCGGCACCUGCGCAUCCACACCGGCCACAAACCGUUCCAGUGCCGCAUCUGCAUGAGGAACUUCAGCCGCAGCGACCACCUGACCACGCACAUCCGCACGCACACCGGAGAGAAGCCGUUCUCCUGCGACCAGUGCGGGAGGAAGUUCGCCCGGAGCGACGAAAGGAGGCGGCACAUGAAGAUCCACCUGCGGCAGAAGGAGAAGAAACCCGCCGCGUCAUAAUCCGCACCGCGCACGGAACCGUGACUGUG